Ictidomys tridecemlineatus (thirteen-lined ground squirrel) is the source of this 5915-nucleotide messenger RNA. RefSeq names its product WW and C2 domain containing 2 (gene Wwc2). Gene Ontology annotation, biological process: negative regulation of organ growth; cell migration; regulation of DNA-templated transcription. Gene Ontology annotation, molecular function: molecular adaptor activity; kinase binding. Gene Ontology annotation, cellular component: cytoplasm. NCBI's taxonomy places the organism in Eukaryota, Metazoa, Chordata, Mammalia, Rodentia, Sciuridae. The record is from RefSeq and is a predicted model, not a curated record.
CACAGAUGUUGUGUGUUUUCAGUGAACUUUGACAAAUACAUAUUUUUUUGUAUCCUCCAUCCCAAUCAAGAUAUGGAAUUCCAUCACUUCAAAACCACGCAGAUAGAAGAUCCAAGAAAACAAUGGCGAGGGGAACAGGAGAAAAUGCUCAAGGACUAUCUCUCAGUGGCUCAGGAUGCACUCAGGACACAGAAGGAGCUGUACCACGUGAAGGAACAAAGACUGGCUUUGGCCCUAGAUGAAUAUGUACGAUUAAAUGAUGCCUAUAAGGAAAAGUCAAGUUCUCACACAAGCCUAUUCUCAGGAUCUUCAUCCAGUACUAAAUAUGAUCCUGAUAUUUUAAAAGCUGAGAUCUCCACUACACGAUUAAGGGUAAAAAAGCUGAAGAGAGAACUCUCACAAAUGAAGCAAGAACUGCUCUAUAAAGAACAAGGCUUUGAAACAUUGCAACAAAUCGAUAAAAAAAUGUCUGGAGGCCAAAGUGGGUAUGAACUUAGUGAAGCCAAAGCCAUUCUAACUGAACUGAAAUCUAUCAGAAAGGCAAUUAGCUCAGGAGAAAAAGAAAAACAAGAUCUGAUGCAGAGUCUUGCUAAGCUGCAGGAGCGGUUUCAUUUGGAUCAGAACAUUGGCAGAUCUGAGCCAGAUUUGAGAUCAAGUCCUAUGAAUUCUCAUUUAUCUCUCUCCAGACAGACCCUUGAUGCCGGGUCACAAACAAGCAUUUCUGGAGAUAUUGGAGUGAGAAGUAGAUCAAAUUUAGCUGAAAAGGUCAGGCUAAGCCUACAGUAUGAAGAAGCCAAAAGAAGUAUGGCCAACUUAAAAAUUGAACUGUCAAAGUUGGACAGUGAGGCUUGGCCUGGGACGCUAGAUAUUGAGAAGGAGAAGUUGAUGCUAAUUAAUGAAAAAGAAGAACUUUUGAAGGAACUGCAGUUCGUCACUCCGCAAAAACGCACACAAGAUGAAUUGGAACAUCUGGAAGCUGAAAGGCAGAGACUUGAAGAAGAGCUGCUGUCCGUGCGGGGUGCACCGAGCCGGGCUCUGGCUGAGAGAUUGAAAUUGGAAGAGAGAAGAAAAGAACUGCUACAGAAACUUGAAGAAACUACUAAAUUAACUACUUACUUGCAUUCACAACUUAAAAGCCUCUCUGCCAGCACGUUGUCCAUGUCAUCUGGGAGCAGCCUGGGUUCCUUGGCAUCCAGUCGGGGCUCGCUGAACACCUCCAGCAGAGGGUCUCUCAACUCCCUCAGUUCCAGUGAGCUCUACUUCAGCAGUCAGGGUGAUCAGAUAGAUGUGGAUUAUCAGUAUAAACUGGACUUCCUUCUCCAAGAGAAGAGUGGUUACAUUCCUUCUGGACCUAUCACUACCAUCCAUGAAAACGAGGUGGCCAAGUCCCCCAGUCAGCCUGGCCCAAGUGGACUCUGUGGGGUGGCAGCUGCAGCAGCUGGCCACACUCCCACCCUGACUGAGGACCCCAAGUCUGUGACAUCCCUGUCUUCAAGGUCCUCCCUUUCUUCCUUGUCGCCUCCUGGCUCUCCUUUGGUCUUGGAAGGCACGUUUCCCAUGUCUUCUCAUGACUCCUCUCUUCAUCAGUUCACUGCUGACUUUGAAGACUGUGAAUUGAGUAGCCAUUUUGAAGACAUUAGCCUUGGUGAAAAUCCCAUACUGCUGGAUUCAGAUUCAGUAGGAGCAUCCCAGUCUCUUUUAGAGGACAAAGACCUUAAUGACUGUGCUGGGGAGCCAUUAUAUGAAGGAACUACAGAUAUGGAAAAAUCAUUACCAAAAAGAAGAGUAAUUCACUUGCCUGGGGAGAAAACUGCUUGUGUGUCGGCUGCUGUAUCUGAUGAGUCUGUGGCUGGAGACAGUGGGGUCUACGAAGCCUCCAUGAAACAGCCUAGUGAAAUCGAAGAUGUUCCAUUCAGUGAAGAGGAUGUUGCCACUGUGGAGACAGCCCAGGUGCAGAUAGGACUCAGAUAUGAUGCAAAAAGUUCAAGUUUCAUGGUGAUUAUAGCACAACUCCGAAAUCUUCAUGCCUUCUUGAUACCUCAUACUUCGAAGGUGUAUUUUAGGGUUGCUCUUCUUCCCUCCUCAACUGAUGUCAGCUGUCUAUUUCGAACAAAAGUCCAUCCACCCACAGAAUCUGUGCUGUUCAAUGAUGUGUUCAGAGUAGCCAUUUCCCAAACAGCUUUGCAGCAGAAGACGUUAAGAGUUGAUCUUUGCUCUGUCAGUAAACACCACAGGGAAGAAUGCUUGGCUGGAACUCAGAUCAGCCUGGCUGACUUACCAUUUUCUAAUGAGAUUUUCACUCUGUGGUAUAAUUUGCUUCCUUCCAAGCAAAUGCCUUGCAAAAAGAAUGAAGAAGAAAAUGAGGACUCUGUAUUUCAAUCAAACCAGCCAUUAGUAGAUUCAAUAGACUUGGAUGCAGUAUCAGCCUUACUUGCAAGAACCUCAGCUGAACUAUUGGCUGUGGAACAAGAAUUAGCACAAGAAGAAGAAACAGAGCCAGAAGAACAGAGGGGUCCAGAAGGAGAUUGGUUAACAAUGCUAAGAGAGGCCUCUGAUGAAAUUGUGGCUGAAAAAGAAACUGAGGUUAAAUUGGCAAAGCACAAUAGCUGUAUGGAAGACUUAAGUUCAUGCACUAAUGUGCCGAAGAUGGAUGAAGGCGAGUGGAAGAAAGAAAAUGAGGUUGCCAAAGACUGUAGACAUCAGCCACCCGCUGGAGUACCCACACUGGUUGACAAAGAGACAAAUACUGAUGACGCAGUUAAUGACAGUAUGGCAGUUCGACCCAAAGACCGCAGCAGCCUGAGCUCUCAACAGCAUCCGUAUGUGAGGAGCAGCAUGAUAGUGCGCUCACAGACCUUUUCUCCAGGCGAGCGAAGCCAGUACAUUUGCAGGUUAAAUCGGAGUGACAGUGACAGUUCAACCUUGGCUAAAAAAUCACUGUUUGUGAGAAACUCCAGUGAACGGUGCAGUUUGCGGGUCAAAAGGACGGUUUGCCAGCCAGUCCUCAGAAGGACAGCCCAGGAAUGCCCAGUACGCACAUCUCUAGACCUAGAACUGGAUCUUCAGGCCUCUCUUACCCGCCAGAGUCGCCUCAAUGAUGAGCUACAGGCUCUGAGGGGCCUUCGGCAAAAGCUGGAAGAACUGAAAGCUCAGGGAGAGACUGAUCUUCCACCAGGUGUGCUGGAGGAUGAGCGAUUCCAGAAGCUCCUGAAACAAGCUGAGAAGCAGGCUGAACAGUCAAAAGAAGAACAGAAACAAGAUUUGAAUGCAGAAAAAUUGAUGAGGCAAGUCUCCAAGGAUGUGUGUCGACUUCGGGAACAGAGCCGGAAGGUGCCUAGGCAGGUGCAAUCCUUCAGGGAGAAGAUUGCCUACUUCACCCGAGCGAAGAUAAGCAUCCCGUCCCUGCCAGCUGAUGAUGUGUGACUUCAUGGCUUAACAAAUUGUUUCUCACCUGUUUACUUUCUUAGGGAGGGCAAAAGACUGAACAUUUGCUUUUUCUUUCUUUCUUUCUUUCUUUUUUUGUAACAUAUAAUUGUCAACUCUUGAAGAAUUUUCAUUUUAUACCAGAUUUUCAAUAUGUUAAUUUGUAAAGUAACUUGAAUGUAAUCCUUAUGUGUUUAAAGAAAGACAAAACAUCUGAUAACAAAAAUGAGAUAAUCUGGCACACCAAUGUGCAGUGCACCGUGUGUCCCCAGUGGCUCCAUCGCGGAUGUGGACAAGAGGCAGUGAGUACCAGUGUCUACCCCUGAGCUGACUGCUGGGAAGCAGCUUGUGUCAGUGGCGUUCUGGGCUUUUCUUUGUUUCUUUGUGAGGAGACUGUGAAAGUGGCAGUGGUGCCAUGCAGUGUUUCUAGGCUAGAAAGCCGCUCUUCCUGUUGGCAGUGAGCACAGAGCUGAGUCCUGCACAGGUGCUGUGCUCAUUCCCAUCACCUGUGUCAGAACACUUAAGUUCCUUAAAACAGCUUCCUCUCUGUCCUUUUUAUAAUUGUCUUUAGACAACUAUACUGAAUGUAAGGAUAUCAAGAAUGCCAAGGAGCAGUACUCCUUACUACCUUAAAGAUCUUAGACAUUGAGGGCAAGGUGGAAGAGAGAAGCACACCAGAAAUCCUAAAAUACACUACUGGGGCUCAACAGAGGAGCAGCUGCUACUUCUGACUUCACCUGAAUUUGCAAGUGAUCCAGUUUCUAGUCUGCACCAAUGCUCUGUCCUAGGCGUGAGAAAGGUGCCAGCGAGAAGCUCAUGGGGUCCUGGGUUCCAGGGCCAGACAGCACUGUGAGGUGGAGAGGACGCAUUCUCACUCAUUGGUGAAGCCAAGAACAGAGGAAAUGGUGUGUCUUAAUUGAAUUGAAGUUGCCAAAAUAAAUAGUUUGUCAAACAGAUUUCUGACAUUUACUAGAAAUCACUUUGCAGCUCUCAUUUUUAAGGGAUUCUAUCUAUAAUUUGUGGUAAGUAGUUGGGAAGCAAAGGAAAGAGUGCCUGGGAGGGAAUUAUUAGUUUGGAGAAUAAGGUAAAUCAUUUGUUUAACAAGAAGGAAAGAAAAAGAAACUAUUUUGGAUGAACAAGUUUGGCAAUAUAAACUGACUAAAGCGUCCUGUUUCCCACUGUAGAAUUUUAGCUUACACAGCCCAGGCACUUCUUUAAAGAAAUAAGUCCUCAGUAUAGCUUUGCCACCAAAAGGCUUUUACAGUAUAUAGUCUAUAGGCAAUUUAAGCCAUACUUAUUAUUCAGUCUGUUAUACUGGAAGAAGCAGUUUUUGGUUAGCUGUCUUGUAUAGCAAACUAAGUCCAUUUUUUUUUUUAAGAAAUGCAAAGUCAUCUUAAAGAAGAAAAAGUUUUGUUCCCAUGCUAGAAUUCUCACUAGCAAAAAUUUUUAUUUUCUUGAAACUAAUUAUACAUAUUUUGGAAAAUUUAUUUUAUCAGAAUCAAAGCCCUUAAGCAGUUUCUGGCCUAAAAGUUUCUUUUUUUUCUAAAUAUUCCAAAGCUCAAAUGCAAAUUUCUUGGAAGAUAUAACUGGAUGUGACCCCUGCCUUGAACAAAACCCAGCCUAUUGGUAGACUAUACAGUCCUUCUAGGCUGCCCAAUCUAGUGUUAAAUGAAUAAGGCAAAUUAGAAAAAAAAAUACCAUUCAUCCUUGUUAAGGUCAAAUGUGAAAGAAGUUUAUUUAAUGUAGAGUUAAAUGAAGGUCAGCUGUUUUCAGCUUCUUAGUUUGACCAUGAAAAUGUUUAUAUAACUUGUGUAGUUGUGCCGUACGAUUUUAUUUUCUUCAUUUAUUUAUUUACGGUCUUAUUUAUGUUCUGUUUAAUAUAUAGUUUGGUUCUGGCCAUUUUAAAUGUUUGACAUAGAAGAGGCUAUAUUGGAGUAUUUUACAGCUUUAUAAACUUCACCAGAUUAACUGUUAACUUUUUGUAAUACAAAAAGUUUCAGACAAGUAUUAAAGAAUAAAGUCUGUCUCAGGCUGGUAGUUAACAGUGUGACCAAGAGACUUUUGGUUUUAUUUUACAAAAUUUGCUUAUUCUAACAUGAGAGGCAAACUUAUUUUAAUAUAAUCCUUUCCACGCUUUAAAAAUCAGCAAUGGUGUUAUGUAUUUAUAGGCAGCUUUUAAUACUCUUGUCAUAUUUGUACUAACCCAAAAGAUUCACAAUAACAAAACAUUUUACUAACUUUGAUCACAAAACCAUAUGGACAAAUAUGAAUUUUAAUAUAAAUACUAUUUUAAAAAGGUAGAAUUUAUUCUGCACAGGGUAAAAAGAAUGUAAUAUUUAGAUCUCAAUUUUGAAUUAUCAGUAUGUUAUUACAAUUUUGUAUAUCAGAAUCUUAAGUGUUACAGGUACAAAAAGAAUAUUAGUAGCCAAAUGAACAAAGUUUAGCUGAAUCUCUGUAGCAUGCAAAUCCAAUAAAAUUAAAGUUUUUUUUUU